This is a messenger RNA of Scophthalmus maximus (turbot), 948 nucleotides long. It is a transcript of the gene mcts1, whose product is annotated as MCTS1 re-initiation and release factor. The transcript is spliced from 6 exons. NCBI's taxonomy places the organism in Eukaryota, Metazoa, Chordata, Actinopteri, Pleuronectiformes, Scophthalmidae. Gene Ontology annotation, biological process: formation of translation preinitiation complex. The record is from RefSeq and is a predicted model, not a curated record. The coding region runs from base 215 to 760 and encodes 181 amino acids. Gene Ontology annotation, molecular function: RNA binding.
CGUGUAACGUCACAAACUGUCGUAAAGUGAAGACAACGCUCAUCCGGAUGCCGGCCCUCCUCCUCCAAACAGGCGUGGAUCUGAACUAGCGCUACUGACUAGAUUACCUUUAUUGUUUUCGCUUGAAUUGUGUUUACCACAUUCAGUCUGGCACCGUAAGCGCGUGGAGAAGCUUAAUCACAAUUGAGGAACUCGGCGACGGCGACCAACAAGGAUGUUUAAAAAAUUUGAUGAGAAGGAAAAUGUGUCGAACUGUAUCCAGCUGAAAACGUCAGUGAUCAAAGAUAUCAAAAAGGAGCUGCUGAGACAGUUUCCCGACAUCGAGUCAUGGCUCAAUCACAUUAUGCCAAAAAAGGACCCUGUAAAAAUAGUCAGAUGCCAUGAGCACAUUGAAAUCCUGACAGUGAAUGGAGAGCUGCUUUUCUUCAGACAGAGAGAAGGGCCAUUCUACCCAACCCUCAGACUGUUGCAUAAAUAUCCUUUCAUUCUUCCACACCAGCAAGUAGACAAAGGGGCAAUUAAAUUUGUCUUAAGUGGUGCAAACAUCAUGUGCCCCGGGCUGACGUCACCAGGCGCUAAACUCUACCCUGCUGACGCCAAGACAGUAGUUGCUAUAAUGGCGGAGGGCAAACGACUUGCACUUUGCGUUGGCGUUAUGAAGAUGUCUGCAGAAAGCAUAGAAAAAGUCAACAAGGGAAUUGGAAUUGAGAACGUUCACUAUCUGAAUGACGGAUUGUGGCACAUGAAGACGUAUAAAUGAUGACAUCGACACCCAUAACACCCCCAACCCCCACGAAAUCAUGAUGCUCUUGACAGUGAGGCAUGAGCUGCCAGUCAACUGUUUACACCUAUGGACUUAGCUGUGUAACCUGCUUGAGGCUUUGAAUCAAUUGCCAUUAUGCACAAAUAAAAGAAUGAUCUUGCUUUUUUGCAUUUGAUCCAAUUAAA